AAAUAAACGCAAUAAUAAUACUUAAAUGCAACGACAAAAUAUGUUGCACAUUAUAAUAAAAUGUUUCAAUUAAUGAAAACACAGUGGGAUAUCAAUAUUAAAAAAAUAUGUCAUUGUGAGAAAAAUUAAAAAAAAUAAAAAUCAUGCGAUUUAAAUGGAUUUUUGCGAAUAUGUUAAAAACUUAUUCAUAAACAAUUUGUAGGCAAUCAGUUUAUAGCGGUAAAUAUUGAGCUUUGCUGCAAAGAGCAGCCAUUGUUUAAAUUUAAAUGAUAACGGCUAAACAAUAGCGUUACCAAUCAUUAAACUAAUACGGAAUAUUGCCAAUGGUAAAGAAAACAACGCAAUAACAAAUUUGCCGUGUUAAUCAUUGCAAGUGAAUAGCAGCAACAAAGCAAACAAAGAAAAAGAAGAAAAAAUAAUGGUACGACGAGGCUAAUUUGUUUGUAAAUAAAUUAAGGCCAGAAUAAACAAGAAGAAAUAUAAUUAACAAAGAAAAUUACUUUAAAACGUCAAACUACUUUAUCCAACAAAAUGCCAGCCGAUCAGAUACAAUAUUCUGAAAAAUAUUUCGAUGCUGUCUAUGAAUACAGACAUGUUAUACUACCACCCGACUUGACAAAAAUGGUACCCAAGUCGCAUUUAAUGACCGAAACGGAAUGGCGUAAUUUGGGUGUACAGCAAAGUCCUGGCUGGGUCCACUAUAUGAUGCAUGCUCCCGAGCCACAUGUUAUUCUAUUCAGACGACCUCGCACUGAUUCGAAUGAAACCAAUGUGGUAUCAACAGCCACAGCUCAAGCACCUACUAACACCACUGCUCCGCCCACAACAAAUGCGGAUUUAUCACAAACCAACGUUUCGGUUAAAGGUUAAUCCAUCUCGAGAUGGAUGCGUGCCAUACAGUUUUAUUUAAAUAGUUAUACAUACUACCAUCCUCAUCAUUAUUAUUAUCCACCAAAGGAAUACACCAUAAAACCAGAACAACACCAGAUAACAAACACAAAUCACACUCAUGGAUAUUUUUAAUAAAUAAUUGUUUUUAGUUAGCGUGUAAAAUCCACACUUUUAAAUAUUAUUUGUAUUGUUUAAUUUUUUAGUUAUUCCACCUCUUGUUUUAUGAAUUUUUAUACAUAUAUAUUUCUGUGUCCAAUUGGUCGGUCC
Messenger RNA from Lucilia cuprina (Australian sheep blowfly), 1158 nucleotides. RefSeq names its product cyclin-dependent kinases regulatory subunit (gene Cks85A). The record is from RefSeq and is a predicted model, not a curated record. Bases 532 to 870 code for a protein of 112 amino acids. Gene Ontology annotation, molecular function: protein kinase binding; histone binding; cyclin-dependent protein serine/threonine kinase activator activity. Gene Ontology annotation, cellular component: SCF ubiquitin ligase complex; cyclin-dependent protein kinase holoenzyme complex. Gene Ontology annotation, biological process: regulation of mitotic cell cycle. Lineage: Eukaryota; Metazoa; Arthropoda; Insecta; Diptera; Calliphoridae. The transcript has 3 exons.